Messenger RNA from Lottia gigantea (owl limpet), 1868 nucleotides. RefSeq lists its product as hypothetical. Gene Ontology annotation, biological process: protein autophosphorylation; negative regulation of apoptotic process. NCBI's taxonomy places the organism in Eukaryota, Metazoa, Mollusca, Gastropoda, Lottiidae. Gene Ontology annotation, cellular component: cytoplasm. The transcript has 5 exons. Gene Ontology annotation, molecular function: protein serine/threonine kinase activity; ATP binding. Bases 89 to 1036 code for a protein of 315 amino acids. The record is from RefSeq and is a predicted model, not a curated record.
CAGAGACUUGCUCAGUUCAGUCGUGAAAAUUAAUUCUAUGUUUUAAAGUGUAUUACACCGUACAUCAGUUGUGUAGGAUAAUAGCACAAUGAUGGGUCGAAAAUCAGCAUUAACUGGAGUUUUUACCAGAAAUUCAUCAGCAAGCCAAACUAAAGACAACCGAGCUCGAUUUGAAAGUACAUACAGUGUGAGCCAUGUUUUAGGCAGUGGAGGUUUUGGUACCGUCUAUUCUGGGGUCAGAAUUCGAGAUAACUACCCUGUUGCAGUUAAACAUAUAGUCAAAGAAAAAGUUAGCGAGUGGGGACAGCUCAAUGGAGUAACUUUACCCAUGGAAAUUAUUUUAAUGAAAAAAGUCCAACAAGUGCCUGGUGUUGUGAGAAUUUUGGAUUAUUAUGAAAUGCAAGGAAGUUUUAUUAUUGUUAUGGACAGACCUGAAGCCUCAAAAGAUUUAUUUGACUUUAUCACAGAAAAAAGAGUUUUGGAUGAAAUGACCGCCAGAGACUUCUUCCGACAAAUUUUACUCAUGGUUUUGAAUAUUCAUAGAUGUGGAGUUAUUCAUAGAGACAUUAAAGAUGAAAAUAUUCUAGUAGACUUAAAAACAGGACAGUUAAAAUUAAUAGACUUUGGUUCUGGUGCAAUUCUGAAGGAUACAGUUUAUACAGAGUUUGAUGGAACUCGAGUGUACAGUCCUCCAGAGUGGAUCAAAUACCAUCGUUAUUGGGGUCGUUCUGCUACUGUUUGGUCACUUGGUAUCCUCCUCUACGAUAUGGUCUGUGGUGAUAUUCCCUUUGAACAAGAUGAACAAAUUACCAAAGCUGAUGUUACUUUUAAAAAUAGACUUUCUCAAGAAGUGAAAAAUUUAAUCUGUUCGUGUCUUUCUGUGAAACCGUCAGAUCGCCCUUCCAUUGAGGAUAUUUUACAACACCCCUGGUUACAAGUGGGCAGUCAAGAUAAUAGAACACAUAAUGAUAUCAAUAACUCUGAAAAAAAUAAAGUCUUAGAUGCCAGCUCAAUGGGAAGUCAAGACAGUGUUUGAAUAUUGACUAAAAUUAGGAAUUUACAAAUUUAAUAUAAAAACUGUGCAAUGCAAAUAAAUCAAGCCAGAAAACUGACUGAAAUGUGUUCAAGCCUGGCUUCAACAGUGACUCGAUAGUUCAGGGUGAUACAGUCAGUGUCAGCGAACACAGGGUCAUGAAUCAUGAUACUAGCAACCCACAGGGCCUUGUGAUAGACAGGAGGUGAACUAUAAACUUAAUGUGAUACAAACGUUGAAACACAGUUAAACUGUGUCUUAUUGCCAUUUCAAUGCAAAACUUCUAAAGUAUAUCAACUUUCCAAAGGAUAAUAUCGAAACGCAUCCAGCGUUUUCCAGCAAAAUCCUGGAUAAAUGUUAAACUAUCCAAAUAUCCAAAAAUUGGAAUGCAAAUUCCAAAAGGCAGCAAUUGUUUGAAUGUUGACAAUGAGGUACAUUGAAAAGGACGAACGGGUUAUUAUUGUGAUGUUCGAAAGAAGCGAACCUGAAACUUCAGUUUUUGAAAAUGUUGUUGGAAUAUCCGGGGGAAAUAUAUGUAAUUUAUUGUGAAUGAACGGUUGUGAGGGAGGGUGUGUGUGAGUGUGUGAGGGUGAGAUUGUGUGUGAACUAUUCAAAUUGUGCAUUUUAAAUUUUGUUUUGAAUGAACUAUCAUUAUUUCAUGUAUAAUUUAUCUGUAAAAUUCACGUUUAUUUUAAUCAUCUUAUUCAUUGUAUAUAUAAUUUCAUUAUUAUUUAUUUUUUUGUGUGAAGACUUCAGAGUUUGAAGUUUGUCCAAUUGUUUGUAUCAAAAAAUAAUAAAAAUUGAAUUUAAAAAAGAAUAAUAAAAGAUCAAAAUU